Molecule: messenger RNA, 1255 nt
Organism: Galeopterus variegatus (Sunda flying lemur)
Lineage: Eukaryota; Metazoa; Chordata; Mammalia; Dermoptera; Cynocephalidae
Gene: LRRC63
Product: leucine rich repeat containing 63
Exons: 8
Coding region: 1-1167 (388 amino acids)
Molecular function (GO): protein binding
Source: RefSeq, a predicted model, not a curated record
AUGGUGACAAGACCUCUACUUACUACCGAAUCGAUUAUACUAGAAAGUCAGGAGUCUGCACGUGUACAACAAGGUGCUACAGUGGUGCUAAGUAUUAGUCACUUUCCAGGUAUCACGUUUAUACCGACACCAAUUUUACCAAGAAAACCUCGAAGACAGUCUAUUUUAGAAACUCUUGGAACAGAAAAUGAAAAUGUAGAAAAUGUCCCAAAGCAAAUCACACCAAGAUCUCCUGAAGGUCUUGUUAUAACUAGAAGAAAAGAGUCACUGCUAAGUGUUUUACGUGGUGAAGGUUUUAAGACUAUUAGGGCAACACGAUAUGAAACAGUAAUAGCCAUGGCCAACAUGGCCAUAGUAAACUGUCAAAUAAAUGGAAGAAAUGCACUUAAUCUUAAGGGCUUUUUUCUUCUGAAAUGUCCAGACUUAACACCUUUGGCUUUUCAAUUAAUAUAUCUUGAUUUAUCAUUUAAUGAUCUUCGUGACUUUCCCAUGGAAAUAUUGUGUCUCAAAAAUUUACAGAUACUGAAACUGAGAAAUAAUCCUAUCAAAGUAAUUCCCUUUGAAAUUCAACAAAUUAAGUUCCUUAGGAUUUUCAUCAUUGCCUUUAAUUUGAUUACUGAUCUUCCACAUGGGUUAUUUUUACUGACCCAUCUUGAGGAACUUGAUAUUUCCUACAAUGAUAUUACUUCUAUUCCAAGUGAAAUCCAGAAACUCAGAUCACUUGAAAAACUGAACAUCGAUGGAAAUGAACUGACUUCUUUACCAUCUGCAAUUCUGAAGCUUAACCUGACAAAAAUCUCCUGUGAGAAUAAUUUCAUUCAUCCUAGUUUUUGGAAAGAGAAUUCUUUGAAUAGUCCACAGCGACUUACUCAAAUUACGUCUUGGUUCAUUGUCAGAAAUAAUCUGCAUAAAUUUUAUGAUGCAAUCCCUGCAAAAGUUCAAAAGUUACUAAAAUGCACAUCCAAGUGUGAAUGGUGUCAUGGUCCCAAGUUUGGGAAAGGUUUUCGUGUCAUCCGAUCUUGUGAUAUUUUCGGAGCAUCACAGCUUCCUGUUAUGUUUCAUGUUUGUUCCUCUUCUUGCUAUAGAAAUGUAAAGAAAAGCACUUAUAUUCCUGAUGUUAUUCCUGAUAAAAGAAUACCUCUAAAUUUGGAGUUGAGAGAAGGAUGAUAGUACAACGAUUUAUCGUUCCCACUGUAAAAGCCAAUAAAGUUUAUAUGUGUAGUAAUUUAUCUAUUUGAGAGUAUAGGUUCUGUAU